AUGGAGAACUCGCAAAACCACCUUAGUGCGGCUGCUACUCCAAUUCCGAAAAUUGUCAGCUCAGUGCUGCAGGAAGCUUCCAAAGUGGACGUCACUUCCCAACCAGCUACUAUCAAUGUUCCUACUAAUAGAAUUGGAUCAUACCAAAAUCUAAGCGUUCUCGACGCCUUCUUUCACCCAAAUGAUUUACAAAACACCGAGGGAAGCGCCUUGCCUCAGACACGCCUAAUUGCCGUCGCCGCAGCCGUCAUUUCCGUCUCAUUCUUCACGGCUGUUUGUAUCUGGGCCUGUUUUAGACUACGAAACCGACAUCGUGCCGAAGCCCUUUCUCUGCCGCACACUUCAAGACCCACUACACACAUUGAUCUCUCCUCUCCGGAGAAGAGCGUUCCAUCUACGAAAGCUGACUUCAUCGGGAGUCCAAGCAGUGGUUUCGGGACAAAUACGCCCACUACCUCCACAUUUUGUGAGGAAUUUGACUUUGUGCCCGCUAUUGUGCCAGCGAUCCACAGCCCCACAACGAUCAUGCAUCAUGGGGAUAUCAGUAAAUGCACAAAGGGGGCCUAUGGCAGCCCUCUCAUACGGGCGGGUUCACAGUGUUAG
This is a messenger RNA of Puccinia graminis f. sp. tritici CRL 75-36-700-3, 603 nucleotides long. RefSeq lists its product as uncharacterized. Lineage: Eukaryota; Fungi; Basidiomycota; Pucciniomycetes; Pucciniales; Pucciniaceae. Bases 1 to 603 code for a protein of 200 amino acids. The transcript has 3 exons. The record is from RefSeq and is a predicted model, not a curated record.